This is a messenger RNA of Brienomyrus brachyistius, 3835 nucleotides long. RefSeq names its product keratin-associated protein 16-1-like. Bases 359 to 3700 code for a protein of 1113 amino acids. Lineage: Eukaryota; Metazoa; Chordata; Actinopteri; Osteoglossiformes; Mormyridae. The transcript has 3 exons. The record is from RefSeq and is a predicted model, not a curated record.
UGCGCUUGCGGUUACAAAGCAUUUUGGGCAAGACUUUCCCUUUUCCCCUGGGAGAGAAAAGAUAAGCCUCCCUUUCCGCUGGGAAAGGCAAGAUAGGUGUUCUAGCUCUUUCUGUGAGAAACAAGUUAUAUAAGUGAUCAGUGAAAAAACAUGUUUGUGCAGUUCACCUGUGGCACAACAAUAAUGUGGGUAAAUCAUGGUGGACGUUGUAUUUGAAUCCCGGGGUGUUUAGUCCAAACACGAUCAGAAUCAGUCCAUACCUCAAUCUCCUCAUAGGUAUGUCUGCUAGGUGGAGUUGGAGGUGCAGUAUAAUCCCGUUAUAAUGGACUCGCUUAUAACGGAAUAUCAUCUAUAACAGAUGAGGUCUGCUGGUCGUGCGCCUUUAAGAACCUCCAGAAAAAGCAUCGGAUAUAGCGGACUCACAUACAAUAGAAUUUCGCUUAUAACGGACAAACAGUUUGGUCCCGUUUGUCAUUUGCCGUGUGUCUGUGGCAGGAUACACGUGUGUGAGAGUGUCUGCGGCAGGGUACGUGUGUGUGAGAGUGCCUGUGACAGGGUACGUGUGCGUGAGAGUGUCUGUGGCAGAGUACGUGUGUUUGACAGUGUCUGUGGCAGGCUACAUGUGUAUGAGAGUGUCUAUGGCAGGGUACGUGUGUGUGAGAGUGUCUGUGGCAGAGUACGUGUGUUUCAGAGUGUCUGUGGCAGGGUACAUGUGUAUGAAAGUGUCUGUGGCAGGGUACGUGUGUUUGAGAGUGUCUGUGACAGGGAACAUGUGUGUGAGAGUGUCUGCGGCAGAGUACGUGUGUUUGAGAGUGUCUGUGACAGGGUACAUGUGUGUGAGAGUGUCUGCGGCAGAGUACGUGUGUUUGAGAGUGUCUGUGACAGGGUACAUGUGUGUGAGAGUGUCUGCGGCAGAGUAUGUGUGUUUCAGAGUGUCUGUGGCAGGGUACAUGUGUAUGAGAGUGUCUGUGGCAGGGUACGUGUGUUUGAGAGUGUCUGUGACAGGGUACAUGUGUGUGAGAGUGUCUGUGACAGGGUACGUGUGUUUCAGAGUGUCUGUGGCAGGGUACAUGUGUAUGAGAGUGUCUGUGGCAGAGAACGUGUGUUUGAGAGUGUCUGUGGCAGGGUACGUGUGUGUGAGAGUGUCUGUGGCAGAGUACGUGUGUUUCAGAGUGUCUGUGGCAGGGUACAUGUGUAUGAGAGUGUCUGUGGCAGGGUACGUGUGUUUGAGAGUGUCUGUGACAGGGUACGUGUGUGUGAGAGUGUCUGUGGCAGGGUACGUGUGUUUCAGAGUGUCUGUGGCAGGGUACGUGUAUAUGAGAGUGUCUGUGGCAGAGUACGUGUGUUUGAGAGUGUCUGUGACAGGGUACGUGUGUGUGAGAGUGUCUGUGGCAGGGUACGUGUGUUUCAGAGUGUCUGUGGUAGGGUACGUGUGUAUGAGAGUGUCUGUGGCAGAGUACGUGUGUUUGAGAGUGUCUGUGGCAGGGUACAUGUGUGUGAGAGUGUCUGUGGCAGGGUACAUGUGUGUGAGAGUGUCUGCGGCAGAGUACGUGUGUUUGAGAGUGUCUGUGGCAGGGUACGUGUGUGUGAGAGUGUCUGUGGCAGAGUACGUGUGUUUGAGAGUGUCUGUGGCAGGGUACAUGUGUGUGAGAGUGUCUACGGCAGAGUACGUGUGUUUGAGAGUGUCUGUGGCAGGGUACGUGUGUGUGAGAGUGUCUGCGGCAGAGUACGUGUGUUUGAGAGUGUCUGUGACAGGGUACAUGUGUGUGAGAGUGUCUGCGGCAGAGUACGUGUGUAUGAGAGUGUCUGUGGCAGAGUACGUGUGUUUGAGAGUGUCUGUGACAGGGUACAUGUGUGUGAGAGUGUCUGCGGCAGAGUACGUGUGUUACAGAGUGUCUGUGGCAGGGUACAUGUGUAUGAGAGUGUCUGUGGCAGGGUACGUGUGUGUGAGAGUGUCUGUGGUAGAGUACGUGUGUUUCAGAGUGUCUGUGGCAGGGUACAUGUGUAUGAGAGUGUCUGUGGCAGGGUACGUGUGUUUGAGAGUGUCUGUGACAGGGUACGUGUGUGUGAGAGUGUCUGUGGCAGGGUACGUGUGUUUCAGAGUGUCUGUGGCAGGGUACGUGUGUAUGAGAGUGUCUGUGGCAGAGUACGUGUGUUUGAGAGUGUCUGUGGCAGGGUACAUGUGUAUGAGAGUGUCUGUGGCAGGGUACGUGUGUUUGAGAGUGUCUGUGACAGGGUACAUGUGUGUGAGAGUGUCUGUGACAGGGUACGUGUGUUUCAGAGUGUCUGUGGCAGGGUACAUGUGUAUGAGAGUGUCUGUGGCAGAGAACGUGUGUUUGAGAGUGUCUGUGGCAGGGUACGUGUGUGUGAGAGUGUCUGUGGCAGAGUACGUGUGUUUCAGAGUGUCUGUGGCAGGGUACAUGUGUGUGAGAGUGUCUACGGCAGAGUACGUGUGUUUGAGAGUGUCUGUGGCAGGGUACGUGUGUGUGAGAGUGUCUGCGGCAGAGUACAUGUGUUUGAGAGUGUCUGUGACAGGGUACAUGUGUGUGAGAGUGUCUGCGGCAGAGUACGUGUGUAUGAGAGUGUCUGUGGCAGGGUACGUGUGUGUGAGAGUGUCUGUGACAGGGUACAUGUGUGUGAGAGUGUCUGCGGCAGAGUACGUGUGUUUGAGAGUGUCUGUGACAGGGUACAUGUGUGUGAGAGUGUCUGCGGCAGAGUACGUGUGUAUGAGAGUGUCUGUGGCAGGUUACGCGUGUAUGAGAGUGUCUGCGGCAGGGUACGUGUGUGUGAGAGUGUCUGCGGCAGGAUACGUGUGUGUAAGAGUGUCUGUGGCAGGGUACGCGUCUAUGAGAGUGUCUGCGGCAGAGUACGUGUGUUUGAGAGUGUCUGCGGCAGAGUACGUGUGUUUGAGAGUGUCUGUGACAGGGUACAUGUGUGUGAGAGUGUCUGCGGCAGAGUACGUGUGUAUGAGAGUGUCUGUGACAGGGUACGUGUGUGUGAGAGUGUCUGUGGCAGGGUACGUGUGUUUCAGAGUGUCUGUGGCAGGGUACGUGUGUAUGAGAGUGUCUGUGGCAGAGUACGUGUGUUUGAGAGUGUCUGUGGCAGAGUACGUGUGUUUGAGAGUGUCUAUGGCAGGGUACGUGUGUGUGAGAGUGUCUGUGGCAGAGUACGUGUGUUUGAGAGUGUCUGUGGCAGGGUACAUGUGUGUGAGAGUGUCUACGGCAGAGUACGUGUGUUUGAGAGUGUCUGUGGCAGGGUACGUGUGUGUGAGAGUGUCUGCGGCAGAGUACGUGUGUUUGAGAGUGUCUGUGACAGGGUACAUGUGUGUGAGAGUGUCUGUGACAGGGUACAUGUGUGUGAGAGUGUCUGCGGCAGAGUACGUGUGUUUGAGAGUGUCUGUGGCAGGGUACAUGUGUGUGAGAGUGUCUGCGGCAGAGUACGUGUGUUUGAGAGUGUCUGUGGCAGGGUACGUGUGUGUGAGAGUGUCUGCGGCAGAGUACGUGUGUAUGAGAGUGUCUGUGGCAGGGUACGUGUGUGUGAGAGUGUCUGUGACAGGGUACAUGUGUGUGAGAGUGUCUGCGGCAGAGUACGUGUGUUUGAGAGUGUCUGUGACAGGGUACAUGUGUGUGAGAGUGUCUGCGGCAGAGUACGUGUGUAUGAGAGUGUCUGUGGCAGGGUACGUGUGUGUGAGAGUGUCUGAGGCAGGGUACGUGUGUGUGACAGUGUCUGUGGCAGGGUACGCGUGUGUGAGAGUGUCUGUGACAGGGUACGUGUGUGUGAGAGUGUCUGUGACAGUGUAUGUGUCUGUGAGAGUGUCUGUGACAGGGUAUGUGUC